AGUGCUGUGUGUGAUUACGAAAUUUACGAUCAAAUAGAUACCAAUGUGAAUAUUGAGUUUACCGAAAGUUUUUAUAAAAUAACUGAUAUCAUGUUUUCCUUUCGAUUUUUUAUUGCUUUGUGCCUUGUGCUAAUGAUAGUUAAGGACACAUUGUCCUUGGGUGAAAACGCACAACAAACGUCCAGCGGCGAUGAGCAAAAGAAAGCAUUGGAAACACAAAAUAAUGCCAACAAUUCCAGUACUUCCUCUGUACCAAUAGUUGGUGGGAGUGAAUCAAAAAUAAACCAAACAUGGAUAUCUGGUAGCGGUCCAAAGACCAGCUUCAUUCUAAACAAAGAGGCACUUAUCAGAAGCUUCUAUGUCUUUGGUGGCUUAUGCUUUUUGGCCAUUCUCUACUUUGUCUUCAGAACCUGUCGUUUAAGAAGAAGAAGAGGAACUGCCAGGAGAACAGGCACUCGCAAAUAUCAUCCUCUUAAUGCAGGAUCAGGUAGCCAAGAAAUGGAACCUCUUGGAGAUGGACGUGAUGAUGAUGAGGAUGAAGACACACUAUUCGAUACAUCCCAGCCCUCAAAUGUAGCCCACCCUACUCCAUCUUUUGGAAUUUAAACAUGUCUUCAGUAUAUCCCCUCUUCAGAGUUAUUUACAUUCGGACUGGUAUUUAAUUUUUCCUCUCGUGCAUAACUUUCCAGCAUUAUUCGUCGUGAUCGUGAUUUGCCGUAACAAUAGGGUCCUAAUUGAAAUUUAGCACGUUGGAAACAUUAUCACGUGGUCCGUUCGUGCAUUCCAAUAUCGUGUCGCUCGUGUAAAACCGACAAGUAAGAUUUCCGCAACCGAACAUAGCGACGAAUAUAAAUCUGGUUUACUUUGUCA
This is a messenger RNA of Daphnia magna, 870 nucleotides long. Its product is annotated as membrane protein FAM174. The coding region runs from base 91 to 606 and encodes 171 amino acids. Lineage: Eukaryota; Metazoa; Arthropoda; Branchiopoda; Diplostraca; Daphniidae. The transcript is spliced from 2 exons. The record is from RefSeq and is a predicted model, not a curated record.